Molecule: messenger RNA, 234 nt
Organism: Eutrema salsugineum
Lineage: Eukaryota; Viridiplantae; Streptophyta; Magnoliopsida; Brassicales; Brassicaceae
Product: defensin-like protein 311
Exons: 2
Coding region: 1-234 (77 amino acids)
Source: RefSeq, a predicted model, not a curated record
AUGCAGAAAACUGCAGCAUUCUUCGUCAUGCUCUUCCUCGUCUCGUCGUACAUGGUAACAGUGACGGUUGGGGAUAUAUGUCAAACAGACAGAGAUUGUGUGGAGAUUGGGAUUCCAAGAUGUAAGAACACAGGGAAGAUGCCAAUUUGCUAUAACGGAUAUUGUAGCUGCUUCGCUAAAAGGCCUCCUUCUUCUACCACUCUUCACUCUGAUCCUUCUCCAACUCUUAAUUAA